Uloborus diversus is the source of this 2680-nucleotide messenger RNA. RefSeq lists its product as uncharacterized. Gene Ontology annotation, molecular function: mismatch base pair DNA N-glycosylase activity. The coding region runs from base 177 to 1901 and encodes 574 amino acids. Lineage: Eukaryota; Metazoa; Arthropoda; Arachnida; Araneae; Uloboridae. Gene Ontology annotation, biological process: base-excision repair, AP site formation. The transcript has 8 exons. Gene Ontology annotation, cellular component: nucleus. The record is from RefSeq and is a predicted model, not a curated record.
GUUGUAGGGAGAGUAGCGCCACGGCUUGGUUUGUUAUUGCAUAAUUUUUCAGUUAUAAUAUUUAAUUUUUAUUGCCGAUUAAGAAAUUGAUUUCCUUUUAUUAUGGCUUACUUUGCAAUGAGAUGAUUUUUUGAAAUGCCGGCGUGUGCCCAUCACAGAAAUUCAUAACACUCAUCAUGUCAUCGCCUUCACAUACAACAGAAUAUUCUUAUCUAGGGCCACUGUCAACAUCUACUCUUUAUGGGCACAAUGAAGACUGGCAGUGGUCCCCUGAGGACCAGUACAAUCACUAUACCUAUCUCACUUCAAGUAGCACAAGCCAAGAACCACUUGAUUAUAGCAUUGGCUCAUCAAUGUUUUUUGCUGGUGAAGAAAAUGUUGAUAGUUCUUCCUACAAAGGAAAGUCUAUGAGUUCAGAUGGAAGUUAUCCUAUGGAAGCAAAUGAUAGGCAUGAUGAAAGGUCCCCAGAUGAGCAAGUUUUUGAAACGCUUGGACAAACUGUAAAGCAGGAUCCGUACCAAUAUGAAGAAUAUGAUGAAAUUCCACCUCAACCUAAAAAGCGGGGAAGGAAAAAGAAAGAGCCUAAUGGUGUGAGCUAUGAAUAUAUUCAUACACCAGAUGGUGUUAAAUGUGUUAAACAAGAAAGAAUUACAGAGACUUUUAAGCAAAGGAAAAGAAUGGAUAGAUUUGAUGGAAUGCCAGAAGAGGAAGUUAUGAAGAAGUCCUUACCUGAUCAUUUAAGUCAUGGAUUAGACAUAGUGAUUAUUGGAAUUAAUCCUGGGUUAAUGGCUGCAUAUAAAGGGCAUCAUUAUGCUGGACCUGGAAAUCAUUUUUGGAAAUGCCUUUUUCUGGCUGGACUCAUACCAGAACCAAUGAGUGCUGUUGAUGAUUUCAAAUUGAUAUCUCAUGGUAUUGGAUUUACAAAUAUUGUAUCUAGACCAACUAAAGGAAGUGCUGAUUUAAGCAGAAAAGAGAUUAGGGAGGGAGCUGAAAUUCUACUUUCUAAAUUACGAAAAUACCAACCCAAAAUUGCUGUGUUUAAUGGGAAAAUGAUUUACGAGGUUUUUUCGGGGAAAAAGAAUUUUGAUUUUGGAAGACAACCUGAUCCUAUUCAAGGCACUGGAAUUUCUGUUUUUGUUAUGCCUUCUUCAAGUGCAAGAUGUGCUCAACUUCCUAGAGCUGUUGACAAAGUUCCAUUUUACAUAGCUCUUAAAAAAUUGCGAGACCAUCUUUGUGGUGCAUUGCCUGAUCUAGACUUUUCGGAAGUUUCAUUUCCGGAUGUUAAACUGAAAGUGGAAGUGAAGGAAGAUACUCACGACGAGUGUUUUACAGACUUUCAUAGAAAUGAUGUUAGUGCUACAGUGCAUCGCAGUCUACAGACACCUGACUCAGAAGUGAGAAUGAUGAUACCAGUACAAAGGGGAAAGCGUGGUAGGAAAAGAAAAGCUGAUUUAGGAAGAUAUCCCCCUGUUCAGCAGGAAACUGUUUGUCCUCGACCUCGAGGACGUGGUUCUGGAAGACGUGGAAGAGGUAGAAGACCAGUAGAUCAUGGAGGAUAUAGCUCAUCUGGAUCAUCUUGGUCAGGGCAAUCUACUGUUACAUCUCCAUAUUUUCCCACUGAUUCUGCUCCACAGCAUAAUUGGCAACAUUGGCAUGAAAAUCAGAAUGGAGCUGAAUCUUCAUUUCCAGAUCAUUCUCAAACUCAUAUCAACCCAAUUCAUAAUUAUCAACUAUCACAUACAGAGCAUGCUGCCAAGCAGCCAAUAAAUAACCAAUACUAUGGGGGUUAUUCUAGACCUUACAUGGAUUACUCUCAGGCUGACUGUUCGUAUGUACCUCAAGUUGAUACAUAUGCCAAGGUAAAAGAUGAAUGUUAUGAUACCAAUUUUAGUGAAUAUUAAAGAAGUAUUAUGUUAUUAUGAAGGUCCUUUUCCUAAAACAAUGACAGUUUCUCUCAAAAAUGAAGGAGAGACAUCAAAGUGACAUUUCUUUGUUAUAUGAAUGGUAGCAGUUUUUAUGUGUUCAGUGCCAUUUUUAUUGAAUGGUAUUUUAAAAAUAUUUUUGGUUGUUGUCCCCCCCCCCCUAAUUUUGAAUUCCUAUGUAGUUGUUUUGAUUUGUUUAUUAAUAUUUUGCUGUCUCUUUUUAUGUCCUCUUUUGUCAUAAAACUCCUCUAAACUGAGGAGUCUAAUCUCCACUGCCUGUUUACAUUAAUUGGAUUAUAGUCUAGUCUGUUUUUACCAUCUUGUCGUUUACAUCCUGAAUGUUUUGAUAUCUGUAAAUGGUUCAAAUAGAUUUUUAAAUUUUCAUUACCAUCAUGUUCCUCAAAGAUGUACAAUGCAAAUCAGCACAGAAUGAAGGGCAAUUUAUCUGUGCUGUGUAACUGCAUUUUCCUAGAUAUUUUCUUGAAACAUGCUUUAGAAUUUUAUUUCAUUUUCUGCUUUAAUAUAGUUUCAACGUUCUACUGCUCUUGCUGAUUUUGUUAAGAGAGCAUAUAGUGAGUGAUCUUUUGCAUAAGCUACAAGCUGUUGAUUUUUAAAUGCUCAACAUGAGCAAUAAUAGCAAGUUUCCUAGCAUUAUUUUUAUCUACAGAGUAAGAUUUUCUCCUUGCCUUUCAAGGAGUCAUGGUACAAAACUGAAAUACUAGUUUCCCUUAGCCUUACAGAAUAAUUUUGAAUACACU